Messenger RNA from Monomorium pharaonis (pharaoh ant), 414 nucleotides. RefSeq names its product classical arabinogalactan protein 9-like. The record is from RefSeq and is a predicted model, not a curated record. The coding region runs from base 1 to 414 and encodes 137 amino acids. Lineage: Eukaryota; Metazoa; Arthropoda; Insecta; Hymenoptera; Formicidae. The transcript has a single exon.
AUGCCCGACAUCGAGUCACUGCGCAUCACGGAGCCCGCCACCGCAACUCCACCGGCACCGAGCAGAGGACCCACGCCGACCGCACCACCACCAGCGACGACAUCGGAGCCGGCGCCACUGCUAUCCAUCGCCGAGGCAACCCAGCAGGCCGCUGCAUCGCGUCCGUCACCAAUCAGGCCACCGCCCGCCGCUGCUGAGACAACGCUAACUGCGCCUGUACGGCCACUGCUGCCGACACCACCACCGACGCCACCUGCUACGUCUGGGUAUUACACCCGGCCACAGCCAAUACCGAUGCUGACCGAGUACUUCACUCAGCCAUCACCGACGCCGCUGUUACCAACGACCGCACCACCGACGCCGCUGACUUCGCCACCCACCGGGCGAUCCGUCAUCCCCGGAGACGUCCUCUAG